Molecule: messenger RNA, 11982 nt
Organism: Bombus huntii
Lineage: Eukaryota; Metazoa; Arthropoda; Insecta; Hymenoptera; Apidae
Gene: mura
Product: E3 ubiquitin-protein ligase RNF38
Exons: 10
Coding region: 2904-4979 (691 amino acids)
Source: RefSeq, a predicted model, not a curated record
AUAAAUCAAAAUAAAGGAAAAAGUAAACUCUUAUCACGUGGUCGAGAGAGCACGUAUCGACCGUAUCGCCGCAAAGCGAAAGUGCGGGGCCCCUUUGUCGUGGCGUACAUUCAUGCGGCUGGUCUCCCCCACCACCGCCAAUUCUUCCCACCACGCGGCCAACUCCCCUUCUAGUCUAGCGCGAGCCGCGUUUCGCCUCAGUCUGUCGCGCGCCACGAACGGUUCAAGUUAUAUGUUUCGUGUGUGUCACAAGCGGUGGUGGUUGCUUUACGUACGUGCGUGUGUGUUUCGACAGUGCGCGCGUGCGUGCAUACAUCGUGUGCCUUUUACGGUGUCACAGUGUAUACGUGCGUCUGAUACUAUCAUCGUGGUCUCUGCUUUCGAACGCUCGAACACAGCAACGGUGACAUCGAAGCAUGACAGCGACGCGGGAGUGUUACCCCAUACGCUUUUCACGCUAGAACGUCAGAACGUGGCUCGCGUGUCGACGGCCCAUCGAAGAGGAGCGAUUUCGACGAACACAUUUUUUCCUUCAGAACGUAUGCUCAGGCUGAUUGAAUUGAUGAACGACAGGAGAACGAGAGAAGAGGACGUCGUGGUCUCGAAGGAGGCAAUGACUUGGUCGUUGAUCGUCAACGUUUAACGCAUCUGGACCUGUCGUAACUUUAACGAACUCCGAAUCUACAGGAUGUUUCAAAAUUUAACGCUACAUUGAUAUAUUAACCCCUCCAAAACUGAAUUUUGUCCACUUUUCGUUUAUAUAUAAAAUUAUUUUUUUAUUAGUUACUAGUAACAAAGACAUAUUUUCUAAUUUGGCAUGAUUUUGUAAAGAAGACAUUAAUGCACUAAAAUUUGAGUCUAGUUUUACUGAGAACAAAGUACAUUUAUCGUUUAGUUAAUUAACGAUUAUACUCAACGAUCUUUUUUUCUCGCGAAGUAGCAAAAUUAAUAAAAAUACGGAAUAAUCUUAAAAUAAUCUCAUGGCAAGUGAAAAAAGGAACCAAGAUUUUGAAACACCCUGUAUAAAAUCAAGCUAGUAGUAUAACGUCGCUCGUGCAUCGCUAGACCAAACAGAGGUUAACAAAUGAUAAUUUAAAUUUCAAUGAUUAUCAAUUUUCAUCUUCGCAUCGAAUCCCGCAAUUCUUUUUUUCUUUCUCUGCCCCUCUUUUCCCUCUUAUCUCUUUUCUUGGAUUUCGACGACGACGUCAACAUGUGCAUAAACGAGCAAUAAAAUCGACGAACGGUGAUUUCAUAAAUAUUCCUACGGAAUUAUUAAGCGUGAUUUGCAUACGUUGCAAACGCAAACCGCGAUUCGCUCCUUUUCAUGACGGGAUACGCGAGCACGAUGACGAGAGCGUGAACGUUUGCUAACGGCGAGCGAGAGAAACAAACAUCAAUGGCAGUAUUAUUCUUUCACAAAAAAAAAAAAGAAAAAAAUUAAACAAGUAAACGAGUAAAAUGAAAGUUUAAAAAAAUAAGAGAGAAAUUAAGAUCAACGAGAUCGUGGUUUUUGUAAAGAAAUAAAUUGAACACACAAAACAGUAACAAAGAUUAAACUAAGCAUAAGAAAGACAUAAAAUUAUUUUUAGCUUUGUUACAUAGAUAUUAAAUGACGCAAUCUGGACCAGAAUCGAAAGUUAACAGUUCAGAACCUUAACUGAAAUAAUUAAAGUUUGAAAGCGUCUUUUAAACCUGUACUGCUGUAUUAUAUCGAAUUGCUUGAAUUCAUUGGAACGUAAUUAAUAUUAUCUUCCUUGAAUCAUUGAACCCCUGAAAUUCGAUUCUGGACCAGUAGGUGGCGGGGAGAUUUUUUUUCUCAACCGGAAACGUAUCCGAACUCGUCGCCACUCAGAGCUCUAGUUGCCCGGAAAAAGCAUGCGAAUGUUCACUCAAACUUUGCCAACAAAUACGAGCACGUAGUUUAACAAAGAUGAUGUUUCGAAAUAGAAAUCGCCGUGUUUCUAUCGUUAAUUAUAAUUGAACUAUUUCAGUCGCGAACUCCGCGAGAUACGCCAGAUGUAGCUUCAGUAAAACAAUUAAUAAUUCCUCUAGUAUAUAUAUAUAUAUAUUAUAUAUCUAUACAUUUUCUUUAUUCUUAUAUACAAUUAUCACAGUGUAUUACUGCAUGGUAUGUUUGUUUCUAAGACACAUUCUAUGUUCUUAUUAUCGGCUGUUACUACUUUGUACGUGACCAAAAAUCAUUCCGCGAUAUCAUACAUAUUUAGAUCACGUCGCCGCUUGUUCGUCUUCACACUACCUAUCGAAAAUGACAUAUUUUUUUUCUUUCUUUCAUAAUCUUACAUCUCAUUUAUAUUUACGUUAUGCUUACAACAUUAAGGAGAUAGAAAAAAUUCGCAAUUGCAUUUCUCUUCAAAAACAAGUACGCGACGCGACAAAAGUACGGGGCUCCUGAGAUCAGCGGCGUCGUCUCUGGCGUUUCGAGCAACACUCGAACAUGGCGGCGAGCUCGGAUGUUCUCUCGACAUUUCGAAAGAACGGCGCGCGAGGUGGAAAUCGCCUCUCGAUCAUCUAGCCUCUUCUCGCCGUGUAACGUUCGAAUAUCUCGCCAGGUUCUCUCUCGAUAGCCGGAGUCGGAGGAGUUAACGUGCGGCGUGCACGUUUCGAACUGAAGGGGGCCAGAAACGUGUACGAGGUCGGGCAAAAUCACGAGGCGAGGUUAACCUCCUCCGCCUUGCCGUGUCGUGUCCUCCCGUUUCAACCACGAAAACGAAACCAGCAGGGAGAAAAAAAAGAGGUGGAGCGAUACCGUGUGGCUCUCGUUGUGAAAGAGAGAAAACGAAAAGAAAAAGAAAAAAGGAAAAGUAAGAGUGACGGAAAAGGAAGAAAGAGAACGAAAGGGUAGAAUAAUAGGAUCGAAACGAGACAGAGCAAAGGGGGAGGGAAUGAACGGCCCUGGGAGUCAUCAGCAUCGCGGCUUGGGCAUGCAGGGACGUUAUAGGGCCGUAGUAACUGCUGGCACCCCGGCAGGGCCCCACUCUCGACCCCCAGCGCCCCCUCACGCCCGCGGUGGAUGGCACCCUCAUAAUCAGCACCCUCAGCACGCCCAGAUACCUCAGCAAUACACCGGCAACAAGGAAUACCCGUAUCGACAAUGUCCACCACCACGCUUCCAUAACGGGGAUUGUCCUGGCGUCGGUACGUCUUCCGGGCCAAACGGCAAGGAAGUUUCGUAUCACGGGAACGUAGGCGGGUCUAGCGUGGGGUACAAACCGCCCCCGCAGCACAGUCCGCAAUCAAGAGGUCCACCGGCUCACUUUCCACAAGAGUCCGUGGGCCCACCGGCCAAUUCUCCACCGUUGCACAUUAACAUUUGCGGGCAAGAGAACGCAAUGCGUGGUCCAUUAUUGAACAUGAGUCCAGGUCUUGGAGCUAGCGGCGUCGAUAUGGAAUAUCGUAGAAGUUCUCAAGCGACAAACCAACUGCCUCUGAGUCCUGUACAAAUCCAGCCAUCGCCGCCAUAUUACAGACAGCCUAGUCAAGACGAUGGUAGAAAGAGUGAAUCUCCUUCGAGGAAACGCCGUCGAAUAUCCCGCAACGGUGCCGUUUCCGGAAUAGAAGUUCGUGAAACUACGCCACCCUCGCCUACACCGUCAUUGCACACUACUCCGCCGCCAUGGGAGUUCUCAACGGCGCCCCAGAGGCGAUCACCUCGAAAUCAUAUGUCGACACGCGGCAGUCCAACUAUCAGAAAUCGUUAUCAACGAUACACAGACUCGUUCGGCUUGUCUUACCCUUUCGUGCCCGGUCAUACCCCUCAUCCGCCCAUUCAUAACUCCCACCAUGGGAUUCACAAUUCUCAUCACAACAUUUCGCACCAUAAUAUACAUAAUUCGCAUCAUAAUAUGCAUAACGCGCAUCAGACGCAUCCCCAUCAUCCACCUGGUACGGGACACCAUCCCGCGCAAGGAGCAAACGGCCCUGUGGUCGUGGACGUCGGGCAAGUCGGUGUUUCCGGUUUGGGGGUUGCCGUUAGCGGGGAACCACUCUGGCAUCCUCAGGCGACAGGUUACAGGAUCCCAUGCCAGCUGCACGGCAUAUACACACCGACCGGAGCACACGCGUUCGCACAUUCGUGUCAGGUUACCCACCAUCAUAGUCACUAUUCAGCGGCUCAUCCGACCCACCCAGGCCACAGCCUGGUCGGUUCAAUAGUUGGCGCUGCAUCCAGAGGAUACCCAACACCAACCGGAGGUCCUGUAGCGGCUCUUCAUCACGCUCACGCGCCUCCUCCACCCGUCCAUACUACUCAUUACACUGCGCACCAUCAACUUUCCCAACAGCGAGAAGUUGAAUUAGAGUUAAUAGAGUCCCAUCAUCAUCAUAGAGUGGGAGCUACAGCCGGUGCCCCAUUACCAUUACCACACUCGUAUUCACCGCCAGCUCUAACUCAAGUUACCACUCCUACUCCUACUCCUAUAUUCUUAUCAGAAACGAGGAACAGUCAAUUGGAAAUGAUUCAAACCAGAACUCGGCGCACACCGUCCAACGUUCACACGCUCAGACGACCAAGGUCGAGUAGAUGGAGAGGUACGCCUCCGAUAGCACCGGCUACUUAUUCAGGAUUCCUGUUACACUUCUUUGCAAUGCUCAGCAAUCCACCAUUAUCUCCGUACAGUCAGGCGGAACUAUCCUCGCCGGACUCAGCGACCGAAAAUUACGAAGCACUGCUCUCUUUGGCAGAGAGACUAGGAGAGGCUAAGCCACGAGGAUUGACUCGGGCUGAAGUGGAGCAGUUACCCUCGUAUAAAUUCAACGCGGAAACACACCAAGGAGACCAAACCAACUGCGUGGUCUGCAUGUGCGACUUUGAAGCUCUGCAGUCACUGCGUGUUCUACCGUGCUCGCACGAAUUCCAUUCUAAAUGCAUCGACAAGUGGCUUAAAUCAAAUCGAACGUGUCCAAUAUGUCGCGGGGAUGCCGGAGAAUACUUUGGAAACAGCGGGACCGGUAGCGACUGACGCCAAGCCGCUCAAGUACACUAGCGCCAACUGUCACGGAUCUCAGGGACGCUACUCAGCACAGAGCUUCCAGCGAUCACGUUGCUGGUUUGUGCAAAUUUCUGUUGACAAGCAUUUCUCGCCUUUUCUCUGACCGAGUCGUUAGUAUGUCACGGUUGAUCACCUCGAUUUUGCGAAGAGGAGAGGAUUGGGAAUGAAUGAAACACGGAAAACAAAAAAAAAAUAUAAGGGGGAUAAAAAAAACAUAGUAAAAUUCAGGGUAUGUUGUCAGGGUGUUUGGUGUCGAGAAAUGGACCACACACACGCAAUAAAAGUACACGAUUUAAAAUUGCAGCAUGCAACAUUUUUACAAUGCGAAUUAACGUCUCUGCGUUUAUUCCAUUAUUUUUUCUCGAGAAUAGACAAGUCUGACAGGUUUGAGAAAGAAAGAGUGUAUAAUAACAAGUAAUGAGCAAAUCAAUCAAGAUUGAAAGCAAUGAAGGAAAUUUCGGAGAUUUGUUAAAAGCUAUCAAGCAUUUCAGGUCAAGAUUAAAGUCUGACUUAAUGUAUUCGUUUUGUUUCAUCGAUGCGCUUCGAGUUUAAUCGUGUUUAAUGCUCGUUUGUUGUUUUUUCCUUUUCAUAUUAUUACUUCGUCAAAUUGUGAAGUUUAUUCUGUACAUAAUUACUUACGUAAUACGCAAAACUAUAAUCGCUACUUUCCAUUAACGUUCCAGUUUUUAUUACUAUCACGAGUACUACUACUACUAUUAUUAUUAUUAUUAUUAUUAUUAAUAUUAUUAUUAUUAUUAUUAUUAUUAUUAUUAUUAUUAUUAUUAUUAUUAUUAUUAUUAUUAUUAUUAUUAUUAUUAUUAUUAUUAUUAUUAUUAUUAUUAAUAUUAUUAUUAUUAUUAUAGUGAUAGUUGUAUUUUUAAUCCUACGAAUUGUACAUAUAUACUCGCAUAAACGCGCUCCUAUCACAAUGAGACAUACACUACAGCCAAUUUGAUUUUGUAAGUAAUUUUUUUUGUAUUUUUUCUCUUUGGGCACAUAACCAAAUGUAGCGUGAACAUUCUUUUCUUUUCUUUUUCUCGCGGCAAACAAGUUAAGAUAUAUCAUUAUGUGGAGUAAACCGAUUAGAGGAAAGAAAAGAUUCGAUCUUUCUAACCUAUAUAUAUAUAUAUAUGCUUUACGUGUCUUUUUACGUAGAUCGGAUAAUCACUCUUUUGUCACGUCGAACUCGUAAGUGUUUUUCUAUAGCGACUAGGGAUUGUAGAUAAAAAAAAGAAAAAUUAUUAAAUUAUUUUGUCAGAUGACGUAAAUAUUUUGUAAAUAAUCUGGCGAAACAUUCGAUGUUCGUUUUGAGGAACACAAAAGGUAGCAGAUCCGUUUUCCAUUGUACUCACUUCGUCGCGGAUCGUUUUCUUUCGCCCGAAAGAUAAGUUUCCCUAAUACUAUUACUGAUUCACAGGCUAUCGUAGAACGUAGAAUUAACGGGGGGAGGGGGAAGGAAAGGUAAAUGGAUCAAAUAUUGUUCGAAACGUGACGAAGAUUAAAGAAAAGGCUCUUCAGCAAUAGUUUUCAUGCAAAAAAAAAAGGAAAGAAAGCUGCGUAAAGAAGAUACAAAACUGAACAAAAAAAAAAAAAGAUAAGAACACUGCUUCUGUUUCCUGUGUAUCUACCUCUAAAUAGAAGAAAUGAAACGAUUCAUAUUUUUUUAUACACACAUCUCAUAAACAAUAAACGUACGUACGCUAAGAAAACCAAAAAAAGAGAGAGAGAGAGAGAGAGGAAGGGAGACAGAGAAAGAAAAACCGCUGGAUAGAAGAAAAAGAGAAAAAACGAGUUAACCGCGAUUUUUCGAAUUUCCACGAAUAUUAACCGUAAUUAACUAAAUUACAGAUUAAGAUUUACCUGGUAUAUAAAAAGAAAUAAGAUAACUUGUAUUUAGAAGUCUCUAACAGAGAAAAAAACAGAGUUUAUGAAUUAGAAUACUAUUGGAUUAGACACGUAUUUAAAAAUAAAUGAAAGAUUGAUUCGUUUUUGAGAAAAACGUACGUUCCCAAGGUUUUUCGUAAAGGGCUUUCAUAUUAAUCUCAACUGAGCGAUACCACGUGGAAAGAGAGCGCUUUUGUUAUCGGAAAAUUUGAAAUAAUCUUUCUUGUUAUUCAUGAGGCUCUUCAUACUUGCACAAGUAUGAUCAAUUAGCAAAUUUCUGUUGCGCUUUAUAGUUAAAUGAAAUUGUUAUGUAAAAAGUUUCUUACGCAAUUGCUAUAAUAAUCUAUAAUAAAAUUUACUUGUAAUCGAUUUGUUUUAGAUUAGUAAAAAUUUUCCGAAGUUAAUUCUUUUUUUUCUUCUUGUAUUCUUUAAGAGUUCGUUCUUUUUCUAAAGAUAUACAUAGUAAGUAGUUGAUAAAUAAUUAUAUUAAUUGAAAAUUCUAUUUGUUCUCGGUUUUUUGCGUUAGUUAGUUUUUAAUGUAAUCGAUCGAUGAGAUGAAAAUCACGUGGUGUGUCGUACAGUGAAAGGUAACGGUCGGACAUCAUCAAACGUAAUCGAAAGGCGGAAAAACGCAUAACACCGCGAUCAUGUUCGUACCUCUUUGACCUUAUCCUUCCAUUUUUUAUCGCGUGCCUUUACUUUACUGACCGUGUAUCGGGAAAAAGACUAUGGGAGUUCUCAUGCGAAAAGUCGACGAAGGGAAGAGAUAUGGGUUAUUAUCAUAAAGGAAAGCCGAAUCGACGCGAAUCAUGUUCGUUAUUUCAGAGAAACAAAUGUAAAAGAAAAGAGUGGAACGACAUAAAGCACAAAAACAAAACCAUGUGGUGACAAACGUGUCUGAUGAAUCGAAAUGCUUCGUCGUUGUGCAUCUGCGUAUAGUUUAUUAUAAAAUAGAACAUCAAUAGCGCUUCAACAUUAAAAAAAUCGUUUGAAUAUCGUUUUUGUUAAAUUUUGAAAUAUUCCACUUAGAAUUCGAUACUGCAAAGGAGUUUCUCGAUUUAUUUUAAUAUUCUAUAAUUUUGAUUUUUAAAUUUUAUACAAGUUUGUUCGAAUAAUAUUGAUACGUUAGAUUAUCGAUAUUAUCUAAAUCCGCUGAUCUGUAAUUCGUUCUCAGAUGAACACGAUAAACAGUUCGAUUUAUCCAUAAACGAAACUCGUCCGUGCAAACGCAUAUACGUAAAACAUGUACUUUUUAGUAGCUUUGUACAGGUCUAAGGCUGCGUUCGCGAAAAGUUACCAGAUGCAAGUGACGUGGGUCGGAAACAAGCAACAGCUCGUUUAAAAUUAGUAGGCCUGCUCGAGGUUGCCGACAUCUCGCUCCUCCGCUAUUCGUUUCAUUAUUCCACCACUCAAGCUUCUAUCUUCUUGUCAAUUUUCUCGGACAGAGAAUUGAAAUCAGUAAUCGUAUAUUCUCUGUCGCUUAAAAAGCAAAAAUAAUACCUAUAUAACAAUCGAAAUAUGUAUGUAAAAUUAUAUACAUACUCGUAUAUAAAUAUAGAGGGGAAAGCGGCUUUGUGCGGCAGCGGAUGUCGAACGAAGCGACGCAAAUCAAAAGUCGAUUUCCUUACCGGUUACAACCACCUCUUGUUCAAACUGCGUUUCGUUUCUAUCAAUCGCGCGCUUUUUUCCCAUCCGCGUCAUUUGCAUCUAUGUAGCGCGUCGCGUAAACCCAGCUCAUUAUCGAACACAAUAUCAAAAACUCGUGUGCGUGUGUGUGUUCGUGUUGCUGUGUGUAUAUUCAAAAUGGAAAGAGAAGGAAAAAGAAAGAAGAGUAAGGAAGGUAAAGACAAAUGAAAGAGCGUUGGUUUUUCCUAGAUGCGUUAUAAGAGAACACAUAUCACUUUUCUCCAUCGUAUAUCCACGCGUCUCGCACGCUCGCCCUCUUUGUCGCAUUUUACACCCGGGAAGGAGAGGAAAUAGGAAGAAAGGCUCACAUUUUUUUACUAGUUUAAGACCAUGAGAGUGAAAACGAGAUGAAGAGAGAGAGAGAGAGAGAGAGAGAGAGAGAGAGAAAGAGAGAGUGAGUGUGAGGUUGUCAAAAGGGACGAGCGUUCGAUUGGAAGGAGCUAAUGCCGAAGAAAUCAUCCCUAUCAAGGGAUUAAGAAUAUUUUCCAUUCUAUCCUAUAUUACUUCCAAAUUUUGAACUAUUACUUCGUUCGAUUUUUCGUAAUGUUAUAAUCUGAAAAAGCAUCCAUCAUUCGGAGUCUGUUUAUCUUACUUAUUAAAUAUUAUAUUAUAAAUACGGCGUUAAACAUUAAAUCUGUACAAUCCGUGUAUGUGUAUAAAAUUUCAACUGGGAGAAGAUAUAACCAAACGUUGUAGGAAUAAUAUGGAAUAGUAUCAGAAUUAAACCAUACUUGUUGUAAUCGCUGUUUCUGUAGAGAUGAGUUUCUCUUAUUUUCUUUCGGCUUUUAAAUCGCCGAUAAUGUCGACUUUCGGCUGUAGUAACCUUGGCCCGUCCAACGCUCCGUCCCUUGAUACGCUUAGACUAAGGUAGCAUAACGAAAUCCAUAAUGCGUACCUUAAACACACCCUGAAUCCUAGUGUACCAGUCGCAGCAGAAAAACCUAUGAUCGGUUCCUGGAACGUCCUGUAUCGUCUUAACGCCAAUAGUUAAAUUCAAUUCGAAGAAAAUGCUCUAUGAAGCUUUGUUUUCUCGUUAAUUACCGAGAGGCGAUUUUUUAAUAAUACAGAGCAUAAAAAGAGAAAGAGAUGAUAAGAAUUUUAUUUGAAUGCAUGUUCGAAGAACCGGUCACGAAACAGUACCAAAAGUAAUUGUUCCGACGUAUGAGUUCGCCCAAGUUGCUUUUAGAUAUAAACGAUAUAAACCCUUAUAUCAUUUGUAUAUAGAAAGAGAAACAUGUAUUCGUUUAUACAUACUGUACAUUAGACACGUAUCACGUGUUGAAAUCGCAGAAAGAAAAAAAAAAAAAAAAAGAAAACAAAGGAAGAACGUGCAAUACGUUGCUUCGAGUCUCAAUUACUUGGAGGAUGAAGAAAGUAGCUGGCUUUAAAACGCGUAAUAUUGAAGUUGCGCGUUAACUCGACUGUUGCGUCGGCGUUGCUGAGGCCAGCUGCGCGUUCAACUGAUUUAUGCAUAUCGAAGGCCGCCGUUGAAGAAUUCAUCUUCUAAAAGCCGAAUGUGUACUGGACGCAGCGGCGUGAAAGCCCUCGCUGAAGUAACAACGAUCGAUUUCGGCCUCUUCUUCUUCCCCUUGUUUCGCCUUUCGCGUUACUGUUUAAAACGAAUUUCUAUUUGUCUUGCUUUUUCUUUUUUUCUUCUAUAUUAUUUUGGAAAAGUCAACGAAUUCGAUGCAGUAUUAUAACAAUGAUAGAUUCGUGUUACCCGAGAAUCAUAAGUACGUAUAGCAGUUUUCGCACGGUUGGCCGAACAGCAGACGACGUUUCAUGAAUCAAAAUAUCAUUUUUAAAGAACGUCGUAAUCCAAACCGAAAACCAUAUCCAGUGACCUGACGUCUUGUUUCGAAUUGUCGAUAAAUCCGGAGAAACAGCAAUAAAUCAAACGAUCUAUAGAAAGAGAAAAAUACAUUGAUAUUUCGCAUUCAAAAUGUACGAACGCAUAACUUCAUUGUUUGCGGUUUACCAUUCGUUUCAUUUAGCAGCUCCUUUGAGACAACGAUGAAGAAGCACAAUACGUUCACUGAAUCACUUCACGACAUAUAGUACAAGCAUGCCAUUAGUUUAGAAUAAUUUGUUUCUCGUUUCCUUUUUUUUUUCUUCACGACGGGAAAGUAUUCCCUCCUGCGAGUGGUGCUCUCUUAUCGUACGUUUGUUCGUUUUUCCAAACUUAUGGGUAGCGUAUACAAUUAACUAACAUGGAGAUAUCUGAAAUGAACCAGCAUAUUGAAAAGAAUUUGGAACGCGCUUAAUUUAAGAAAUAAAAAUUAAUUAUAUUAAUUCCUACUUACUAUGAUAUACAUAUUAAGUUUUCUAAUUUUUUAUGGGAAAGAUUUUCCUCUCUGUUUUCCUUCUUAUUUAUUAAUAUUAAUUUCUAUAUGUUAUCAUUUGCAAGAAGCACGUGGCUAGAAGCAUUUUAUAUGUCUUCUUCAACGACGCGUUAAGAUUAUAAAUCUCGUUGAAAAUCAAUAUCGUCUAACAAUAAAGAUUCUUUUUCGCUCCUAUACAUGAUGUACCACAAAUAACUAUAUCACACUUAAAAAAUACAUUAACAUCCCUCCCUUCGCUCCUUCUUCUAUUAUUUCUUCUUCAUUUUUCUCAUUUAUUGGCGUGGCUAAGUAGAUUUCUCGCUCUGUUAAUAAAAUAAAUAGCGUGUAAUAAUUGGGAUGGUUCGAGACGUUGUCCUCGGCAGCGUGAACUUGUGUAACAAUUUUUAUAUAUUUUAUUCGUAGAAUUGAAUAUAUCGCCGCUGCAACUGCUGCUGCUGCUGCUGCUGAUACCACUACUUCUUUGUUAACAUAUACGUAUAUACCAGAAAUGCGUUAGACGCUUUUAUACAAACUCGAUUUAACGUUUUUUAAUUGUACUGCAAUAUUUAAUUUGUUCGUUAGUUAUUGUUGUUAUUAGUUAUUAUUAUAUAUCAUUACCAUUAGCAUUAUUAUUAUUAUGUUAUUAUUAACUUACCGUAUCGGUUCAUUAAAUUUAUCGAUAAAUACAUUGUAAUAUCGCUAAUAUCGGAGGAGCAUAUUGUUAAAUAACCAAAAUGCGACACGAACUUCUGUAUACAAAUCAGAAAUGGGGAAAAGCUUCGAUGAUUAAAAAACAUCGAAGCGAGCUGAGUAUCAGUAAACUAUUGUACAGACGCGAAGAUAACGAUGCCAAACAUUAUAUAUUAUUAAUACGGAUACUGCUGCUACUACUAUCGCUAUCGUCUACUAUCACUUUCAUUAUCAUUAUCAUUAUUAUUAUUAUCAUCAUUAUUAUUAUUAUUAUUAUUAUUAUUAUUAUUAUCAUUAUUAUUAUUAUUAUUAUUAUUAUUAUACUUAUUAUUAUUAAUGUUAAUAUUAUUAUUAUUAUUAUUGAAAUAUUAUCGAUCAUUAUUAUUAUGAGA